Trichomycterus rosablanca is the source of this 1412-nucleotide messenger RNA. It is a transcript of the gene slc35d4, whose product is annotated as transmembrane protein 241. The record is from RefSeq and is a predicted model, not a curated record. NCBI's taxonomy places the organism in Eukaryota, Metazoa, Chordata, Actinopteri, Siluriformes, Trichomycteridae. Bases 122 to 1009 code for a protein of 295 amino acids. Gene Ontology annotation, molecular function: GDP-fucose transmembrane transporter activity; antiporter activity. The transcript is spliced from 15 exons. Gene Ontology annotation, cellular component: Golgi apparatus.
CAUAGCUUUAACAAAACAUAUACGUUACGUGGCUAGCAGGCCAUACUUAGAUAAACAUAUAUACUGUACAUAUGUGUGUAUAUUUGUUUAUAUAAAAUCUUAUAUAGCGGUUUCUUGACCGAUGAAUUUAGCGCGAGACAAUCCAGGUCUUGUGUUUUGUAUCUUUUUCGUAGCGUCCUGUUUCACAAAUAAGUAUGUGUUGUCUGUCUUGAGGUUCACGUAUCCCACGCUUUUUCAAGGGUGGCAGUCGUUCUCAGGAGCUGUCCUACUCUGGGUGACUGGAAGGCUUGGAUGGGUGGAGAUUAAUGGUUUUCCCAGGUCAGCAGCAGUGUCAUGGCUUCCCGCAACAGUCCUUUUCUUGGGAAACAUUUAUGGUGGAUCCAAAGCUUUGUCUAUCCUGCCUAUCCCAUUCUUUUUCGUCUUACAAAGUGUGUCGGAAGUGGUCUUCUUCCUCAUCAUUAGAUUCAUUCAAAGAGAGAUUUCAUCAUGGAUAAAGACAUUCAGUAAAAGUUUGAUGCUGAUGUCAGCUAUUACCCUUGUACUGCAAAAUCCUCAGUUUGGGCCAGAUGGCUAUAUUUGGGCUGUCAUUCACUUUUGCUGUGUUGGGUCAUACAGAGUCUUUCAGAAAAAAUCAAGCCAUUUAAGUGAUCUUGACCAACAGUUAAUCAACUACAUGGUCAGCAUAUUGCUGUUGGCUUUUGCAGCACAUCCAACCGGUGAUCUUUUUGGUGUCUUAGAAUUUCCCUAUCUUAUGUCCUAUAAGUUUCAUAGUGGAUGCAUUGCCAGUGCUAUACUUGGGUUUUCUGUGGUGUUGUUAUCGGUCAAGAUAAGGAGUGCGCUGUCAUUGGUGCAGUGUGCAGUUUGGGUCCUCCUGGCCAAGAUACUGGCCUCAAGUCUCUCCAUUUUUGUAUUCAGCACAGAACUCAGACCUUUAACAUCAUGUUGCAUCCUUAUGAACUUUGUUGGUGAGGCACUAUCAAUAUACUGUAACAAAGUUCAGGAGAGAUAAGAUGAAAAAGGAAUCCAUGGGUACACACAGGAAAUGUCAUUAAGUCAACCUAUUGAGGUUUCACCCUGCUUCAUCUUCAGUUCAUUACUGCUUAUUUUUAUAUACAAUAAACUCGUUACUUUCAACAUGUUCAGGCUUCUCCUAUACAGUCUUUAUUUUAAGCUGUGCUAAAUAAUACAACUUAUGCUUAGCAAUUAGUGUCUGCUGCAGGCACUGUCAAUUAUGCCCUCUAGAUGGUGCCCAGCUGAUCGAUGGCAACGCCAAGUUUUGAACCGAGGAGUUCAGAAUCUCGGCGCUGGUGUGCUAGCGGAAUAUCCCGCUGCGCCACCUAAACGCUGGUAUGUAUUUUUUAAUUUGAUGUAAAUUGAUUGGGCUAUUGCCACCCAUUUCUUUGUAUACAAAG